AUGAGGUUUUUUUGGGAUAUUAGACCUCUUACUGCAAAUCCAUCUGACUCAGAUGUCCAUCACUAUGAGUGCGACAUAUCGGAUGCGAAAGCUGUAGAAGCUGUAGCUGAUCGAGUCAAAAACGAAGUAGGAGAUCCAACAAUCAUUAUCAAUAACGUUGAAGUAGCGAAUGGAACAUUUAUCAUCGAUCUUAAUCCUAGUGAAAUUCAGCGCUUUGGAGUGAAUAUAAUGGCUCAUUUUCACCUCUUGAAGGCUUUCUUACCAACAUUAAUUGAACUAAAGAACGGAUACAUCGUCAGUACAAUUUCUAUUGUGAAUCUUGAUAUCAUCACUAAACUCAUCGCGAUCAUCUGUUUCUACUUGUUCUUGUCAUCUCAGGUCACUGUAGCUUCAAUUUUAGGCACUUUUGGCGUCUGUCAAGCUUCAGAUUACUGUACUUCAAAAGCAGCUGUUUUGAGUUUACAUGAAUCACUUGAACUAGAUUGUAGGUUCCUAAAUAUCCUCAUUCCCACUGUAUCUUUCUUUAUUGAGUGA
Melampsora larici-populina 98AG31 is the source of this 534-nucleotide messenger RNA. RefSeq lists its product as uncharacterized. The transcript is spliced from 3 exons. The coding region runs from base 1 to 534 and encodes 177 amino acids. Gene Ontology annotation, molecular function: oxidoreductase activity, acting on the CH-OH group of donors, NAD or NADP as acceptor. The record is from RefSeq and is a predicted model, not a curated record. NCBI's taxonomy places the organism in Eukaryota, Fungi, Basidiomycota, Pucciniomycetes, Pucciniales, Melampsoraceae.